GGGCGUGGGCCCGCGGACCGGCUCGGAUUCGGAAAUCUUCGGUCCGGGCUCGGCAAUCAGUCUCCAACUCCGGCCUGGGCCUCGAGCCAGGGGCCGAUCCGGAAACAGCCGAGCGGAUCCGGAAACAGCCGAGGGGACCCGGAAGGGGUGAGCACCGUCACCAGGGAGUGCUGGAACCCGCCGUUUGCGCGGAGGCGAUGGCGGCAGCUGUGCCGGCGGCCGCGGGCGAGGAUGGCCGGCGACGGCAGCCGGGGGCCGCUCUGGACCCCCAGCCCCAGGAAGGGGCGAAGGUUGAGGCUGAGUCAGAGGAGCUAGGCCGGCUGCGGGCUGAGCUGGCGGGCGCCCUGGCGGAAAUGGAGACCAUGAAGGCUGUGGCGGAGGUGAGCGAGAGCACGAAAGCUGAGGCCGUGGCUGCAGUGCAGCGGCAGUGCCAAGAGGAGGUGGCUUCGCUGCAGGCCAUCCUGAAAGACUCCAUCAGCAGCUACGAAGCCCAGAUCACUUCCCUGAAGCAGGAGCGGCAGCAGCAGCAGCAGGACUGUGAGGAGAAGGACAGGGAGCUGGGGCGCCUGAAGCAGCUGCUGUCCCGGGCUCACCCCCUGGACUCCUUGGAGAAGCAGAUGGAAAAGGCCCACGAAGACUCCGAGAAGCUUCGGGAGAUCGUGCUGCCCAUGGAGCAGGAGAUAGAGGAGCUGAAGGCGAAACUGCUCAGGGCAGAGGAGCUGAUUCAAGAGAUCCAGAGACGUCCCCGGCAUCCCCCUUCCCUGCACGGCUCCACGGAGUUGCUGCCCCGGUCCCGGGACCCAUCACCCCCACUGGAGCCUCUCGAGGACCUGAGUGCAGACGGGGGUGCAGCGGCCGAAGCCUUCGCCCACAACUGUGAUGACGGUGCCUCCAUCUCUUCCUUCUCCCUUGGCGGCGGGGCCGGCAGCACCUCCCUGCCCCGCAGCCGCCAGGCCCUGAGCCCCGAGCAGGAAGAGACAGCUUCUCUGGUGUCCACGGGCACCCUGGUCCCCGAGGGUAUCUACCUGCCGCCUCCCGGUUACCAGCUUGUCCCAGACACCCAGUGGGAACAGCUCCAAAUGGAGGGGCGGCAGCUGCAGAAGGACCUGGAGAGCGUCAGCCGGGAGCGGGACGAGCUGCAGGAGGGUCUGAGACAGAGCAACGAGGACUGUGCCAAGCAGAUGCAAGUGCUCCUGGCCCAGGUCCAGAACUCAGAGCAGCUGCUGCGGACCCUGCAGGGGACUGUGAGCCAGGCCCAGGAGCGGGUUCAGCUGCAGAUGGCAGAGCUGGCCACGUCACACAAGUGCCUGAGCCACGAGGUGAAGCGGCUGACUGAGGAAAACCAGGGGCUCCGGGCCGAGCAGCUGCCGUCUUCAGCCCCCCGGGGUCUAGAGCAGGAGGAGGGCCCCGAGGAGUCGCUGCCCAGCUUGGUGCCGGAGCUGCAGCAGCUGGUACGUCACACGCGGCAGGAGGCGCGGGCCCAGCAGCAGGCCCGGGAGCACGAGGCUGAGCGCCUCCGGAUCGAGAUCGUGACACUGCGGGAGGCGCUGGAGGAGGAGACGGCAGCCAGGGCCAGCCUGGAGGGGCAGCUGAGGGUGCAGCGGGAGGAGACAGAGGUGUUAGAGGCCUCCUUGUGCAGCCUGAGGACGGAGAUGGAGCGGGUCCAGCAGGAGCAGAGCAAGGCCCAGCUCACAGACCUGCUCUCAGAACAGAGGGCAAAGGUACUGCGGCUGCAGGCAGAGCUGGAGACCAGUGAACAGGUCCAGAGGGAUUUUGUACGACUGUCCCAGGCCCUGCAGGUGCGCCUGGAGCAGAUCCGCCAGGCAGAAAGUCUGGAGCAAGUGCGUAGUAUCCUGGGUGAGGCGCCCCUCAGGGACAUCGGGGACGUCAAGGACACCUGAGGGGCUGGAAGCCGCCCACCCUUGUGGAGACUGCCUUUCCCCGCCCCGGAAACAAGAAGCCUGGG
Molecule: messenger RNA, 1966 nt
Organism: Lontra canadensis (Northern American river otter)
Lineage: Eukaryota; Metazoa; Chordata; Mammalia; Carnivora; Mustelidae
Gene: RABEP2
Product: rabaptin, RAB GTPase binding effector protein 2
Exons: 13
Coding region: 198-1901 (567 amino acids)
Biological process (GO): endocytosis
Cellular component (GO): intracellular membrane-bounded organelle
Molecular function (GO): GTPase activator activity; growth factor activity
Source: RefSeq, a predicted model, not a curated record